Mus caroli (Ryukyu mouse) is the source of this 1278-nucleotide messenger RNA. It is a transcript of the gene Dnajc12, whose product is annotated as DnaJ heat shock protein family (Hsp40) member C12. Gene Ontology annotation, cellular component: cytoplasm. The record is from RefSeq and is a predicted model, not a curated record. NCBI's taxonomy places the organism in Eukaryota, Metazoa, Chordata, Mammalia, Rodentia, Muridae.
GUGUUUGCAAAGGGCUGGGUUGACGUCUGGGUGCUCGGUGGUUUGGAAAGUCCUGCUGAAAUGUAAAGAGCUUUGCUGUCGCCCCGGAGCUCACAGUGUCCGUGGCAUCGGAGAGGACUGACUCAUCCGCUGUAAAUGGACGCGAUACUGAACUACAGGCCGGAGGGCAGCAAGGACUACUACGCCUUGCUGGGAUGCGAUGAGCUCUCCUCGGUUGAGCAAAUCUUGGCAGAAUUUAAGAUUAGAGCUCUGGAAUGUCACCCCGACAAGCAUCCUGAGAACUCCAAAGCUGUGGAGACUUUUCAGAAAUUGCAGAAGGCGAAGGAGAUUCUGUGCAAUGCAGAGAGUCGAGCCCGCUAUGACCAUUGGCGGAGGAGCCAGAUGUCAAUGCCAUUCGAGCAGUGGGAAGCUUUGGCCGACUCAGUGAAAACUUCGAUGCAUUGGGCUGUCAGAAGUAAGAAGGACUUGAUGCUGGAAGGAAGUGGCCAGACGUUCACCAGCUCAGUUCCAAACAAGGAACGGAGUGAGCAGCGGGAAACUAAGAAAGGGGACCCAGACUCAACCCCAGAGAAAAUGAAGCAAAAGGAACCCGAGUUCCCAGAGGAGGGCAUCUCCCCACAAAACCCAGACUCUCCAGGUCUCUCAGGCUUGAACUGUGGCCACCUUCGUUUCCGCUGGUCUGGUGACGCCCCCUCAGACCUCCUGCGGAAGUUCAGAAACUAUGAAAUCUGAAGCAUUGCUGUUUGGGAAGGAGGGAGGGCAAGGCCUUCAUCUCUGCUGCCAAAGCGAAUCUUUAUGUCUUUAAAAUGUUGUGUUUGUGCGUUAGUCGGAAUGGUCAAGCCCCAUUGAAGGCACUCUUACAGUGCACUUUGUGUUAGUUUUUACUGGGGAUUGAACCCACGACCUUCCGUAUGCUCUGUAUUAUUGACUCUUACUUCCCACAUGUUGUUUAAGUGAGAAAAAUGGUUGUAAGUUGUAGUUUACUUCAAUAUUUGAGUCAAUUAAGGCUCUUAGAUACACUUGUUUCUGAGAGUACAUUUAGAUACUAUGUAGUUUGUAUUUCUAAGAGUACACUUAGAUAUUAGUUCCUAUUAUAUGUUUUUCCUGUUAAUGUGAUUUGUAGAUAUUUGUUAAAAAUCAUUCUCUUUUGGUGUCUUGUGAUCCCUACCCAUACAAAAAUGUCUUUUGGAUUUUGGUUUAAAACAAAAUGUAGACUUACUUGUCUAAAUUUCAUAGAGUGAAAUAAAUAAUUUCCUCAAAGUUCAAUUAUGCAUUUAG